AUGGACUCCGAGGAAGAGACUCUGUAUGAUGAAGUUGAUUCGGGAAAUGAAUCCAGUGGUGAUGAUGUUGACUUUGCCAUGGAAAUCGAGGCCAAUAAUCCUCGUGAGCGUAGUAAUGAUGCUGAUGAGUAUCCAUUUGAAGUUUUGACUACUGAAGAAAUCGUUCAGCACAUGGUUGAUUCUAUUAAAGAAGUCAAUACUGUUGUUGAGAUUCCAGCAACUACUACAAGGAUUCUCUUAAACCAUUUCAAAUGGGACAAAGAAAAAUUAAUGGAGCGAUUUUACGAUGGAGAUCAAGAAAAAUUAUUUUCAGAAGCGCGGGUCGUUAAUCCGUUUCGUAAAGGCUCAAUAAUUAGUCGUUCACGAUCCCAAAAUUCGUCAAGAAGAACAUCUACAAAUGGCACUGAAGAAUGUGGCAUUUGUUUCGUUACUCUUCCAUGCUCGAUGAUGACCGGAUUAGAAUGCGGACAUCGCUUCUGCACAGCGUGUUGGGGUGAAUAUUUAACAACUAAAAUAAUGGAAGAGGGUGUCGGUCAAACGAUUGCUUGCGCAGCCCACGCCUGCGAUAUUCUUGUAGACGAUGCCAGUGUUAUGCGUUUAAUAAGAGAUUCAAAAGUUAAACUUAAGUAUCAACAUCUUAUCACAAAUAGCUUUGUUGAGUGUAACAGAUUACUAAGGUGGUGCCCAUCACCGGAUUGUAAUAGCGCUAUAAAAGUGCAAUACGUCGAAUCUAAACCAGUAACAUGUAAAUGCUCACACACAUUUUGUUUUUACUGUGGUGAAAAUUGGCACGAUCCAGUUAAAUGUCAUUUAUUGCGCAAGUGGAUUAAAAAAUGUGACGACGACUCAGAAACAUCUAAUUGGAUUGCGGCUAACACUAAGGAAUGCCCUAAGUGUAAUGUAACCAUCGAAAAAGACGGAGGCUGUAAUCACAUGAUUUGCAAAAAUCAAAAUUGCAAAACAGAGUUCUGCUGGGUAUGCUUAGGCCCGUGGGAACCACACGGUUCUAGUUGGUACAAUUGUAACCGUUAUGAUGAAGAGGAGGCUAAAGCUGCGCGUGAUACACAACAAAAGUCACGCUCUGCAUUACAGAGAUAUUUGUUUUACUGCAAUCGACAAACACUAACAUACACCUACGUAUUUGCAUACUACUUACGUAAAAACAAUCAAUCUGUGAUUUUUGAAGAAAAUCAAAAAGAUUUAGAGGGAGCUACCGAAUUACUGUCUGAGUAUUUGGAAAGAAAUAUAACGAGUGAGAAUCUUGCGGAUAUUAAACAAAAAGUUCAAGACAAAUAUCGGUACUGCGACAGCCGAAGGAAAGUAUUGUUAGAACACGUUCACGAAGGCUAUGAAAAAGAAUGGUGGGAUUAUAUGGAAUAA
This is a messenger RNA of Cotesia congregata, 1380 nucleotides long. The record is from the annotation of a GenBank genome assembly. NCBI's taxonomy places the organism in Eukaryota, Metazoa, Arthropoda, Insecta, Hymenoptera, Braconidae.